AAAUUGAUCGUAGUCACACUCCGAUAAUAACGCGGCAAGGUUCACGCGGCAUGGCAGUUAACAUCAAUGAUAAGGCAAAUUCAAGGUCUGUGCGAGAUUCUGAGAGGAAAUCGCUCUGCGUUAUUUUAUAUUCUUUGAGAGAGUUUUCUUUAGGAUGGAAGAUACAGUGGUAGAGACUGCAUUGGGAAGUAUCCGUGGGGAAAUCUGUGAAGAUGUAAGGGGAGGAAGAUUCUAUAGUUUUACGGGCAUUCCUUAUGGAAAACCUCCCGUGGGUGAAUUACGAUUCAAGGCGCCAGUUCCAGCAGAACCUUGGAACGGAAUCAGAGACGGAACUAAAAUGGGUCACCAAGCGAUACAAGGCAAUGUGCUCAGUGGGGAGAUGGUUGGUUCGGAAGACUGCUUGAAUUUAAAUGUUUAUACGCCUCAUGUGUCACGAGAUUCAUUAAACUGUAAUAAAAAACCUGUUAUGGUUUUUAUACAUGGGGGAGGAUUUUUGUCAGGCUCAAACGGAAAGGAUAUGUACGGACCAGAGAUUAUUAUUUCUGGCGGUGUCGUCCUUGUCGUUAUCAACUAUAGGUUGGGAAUUUUUGGUUUCCUAAGUUUGGAAGAUCCCUCCUUAGGAGUUCCAGGAAAUGCGGCAUUCAAGGAUAUGGUUUUGGCUCUAAAAUGGGUCCAGACAAAUAUUUCCAAAUUUUGUGGCGAUCCCACAAAUGUCACAAUUUUCGGCAACAGUGCUGGUGCCGCAGCGGUGCACUUUCUGAUGCUUUCACCAAUGGCAAAAGGCUUGUUUCACAAAGCUAUAUGUCAGAGCGGCUCAGCUCUAAGUAGUUGGGCUUACGGUAUGAAUAACGGAGAAAUCAUGGCUAGGCAAAUGGGAAUUUCAUAUUCCGACGAAAAACAGAUUCUUGACAGCUUGUUGAAAGCGUCAGUCGAAGAACUUUUUAAAGCUCAAGAAGCGAUUGACAAAGAAACUAUUAAAGCCAACAGGUUUCGUUUCAUAGGUGCAGUAGUGGAAGAUUCAAAAACAGAUGGCGAAUUAUUUCUCACCCAGCAUCCUGUUGAAACUUUGCUCUCGGGCAAUUACAACAAGGUUCCAUUUUUAGUGGGAUAUAACUCAGGAGAUGGUAUGAUUUUCGACUCGUUGGUGCCUCCCGAAGAAAACGACAUCUAUUGGAUCGAUAAAGAAUAUAAUGUCCCUGGGUUAUUGUAUUUGAAGAAAGGCAGCGCACUCUCCAAAACACUGGGCGACGAAAUUGUUCGUUACUAUUUCGGUACUGGCAAGAUAUCGCGGGAGACACAUCUCAAGGAGCUUUACAACAUCACUACAGAUAACUCUUUUCUAAGAGGAAUUCUGUAUUCAGUUCAAAAUCACGGCGGGAGUUCCGCCACUCCAGUGUAUAUGUACAAGAUGUCUUUAGAAACAAAUCUGAACUUUUACAAAGCGAUAUUGUCCAUCGAGUUGCCAGGCGUUUGCCACGCCGACGAAAUAGGUUACCUCUUCAGUACAUUUCUCACCGAAACGCCCUCGCCCGGAACAGUCGAAGACACCGCCCAACGGAGAUUCGUCCGAAUGUGGACGAACUUUGCGAAAUUCGCAAACCCGACUCCAUGUCGAGAUCCCCUCUUGGAAAACGUAAUUUGGACUCCUGCGGUCUGCCGCGAUAAUAUUCCGUAUUUAGAUAUAUCUGCAAACCUGGUGAUGCGCAGAAAUCCCGAGCCUGAUAGGAUGAAGUUCUGGAAAAAAGUGUAUUCCAAUGGAAGGCUUGUUUCGAAGUUGUAAUUUAAACUGUGUUGUUUGUUAUUAAAUAAUAAUUUUUG
Molecule: messenger RNA, 1818 nt
Organism: Cylas formicarius (sweet potato weevil)
Lineage: Eukaryota; Metazoa; Arthropoda; Insecta; Coleoptera; Brentidae
Product: juvenile hormone esterase-like
Exons: 10
Coding region: 155-1780 (541 amino acids)
Source: RefSeq, a predicted model, not a curated record